Molecule: messenger RNA, 2648 nt
Organism: Styela clava
Lineage: Eukaryota; Metazoa; Chordata; Ascidiacea; Stolidobranchia; Styelidae
Biological process (GO): proteolysis
Molecular function (GO): serine-type endopeptidase activity
Source: RefSeq, a predicted model, not a curated record
AAUGUUGAUUAAUUACCAAAGACAGGUCAUAGUAGGAAGACUUUCUGCUACAAAUCUGAGACUCGGGAAUUAAAGUCAUGGGUCCCAAGACGGCCGUUAGAUCCUACAAAGGUUCGUCAAAAUCUGGUGGAACAGCUAAUAGGAAAAUUGCUUUUGUAGCGUUUGCGUUAGAUGGAAUAAUUCUUCUCGUAGCUGUUUAUCUUUUUGCUACGAUACCAUCGUGUGGGGAAAGAGGUAAUCAGGAUGACAAUUUUGGAUAUGGCGAUGCCGUUGCAGAUUAUAACUAUUCCGAAGCUGGAAAAAUUGAUAUCCAAUUCAAUGGAAACGAUUCAAUUAUAUUCAAUCAAUUCGAACCAUCUUCGUAUGACUCAAGCUAUGCUUCAAAUUAUGACAUGUCGUCUUAUGGUUACUAUGGCUCAGAUAUCGAUUCAUAUUAUGGCUAUGGAAGUAGUAACGCAUAUGAUUCUACAUACGGAUCAAAUUAUGGAAACGGAGACAUGUCCGGUUAUGGCUCAACAUAUGGUACAGGACCUGUAAUAGCUAAUAUCCUUAACUCUUCAUAUGCUUCCAGUUACGGACCAGGAUAUACCACUGGAUCAAUGUAUGGAACUGAUUCUACAUAUGGACAGACGUAUGGUUCCGGAUAUGAUCCUACUUAUGCAUACGGCUAUGGUUAUCCUUAUGAAUCAAGCUAUGCGGGAUCCGCAUCGCAGUAUGGCUAUUACCCAACUAAUGGAUAUGACUAUUCGAACUCGGGUGGUUAUGGUACCGGUUCUCCGUAUGAUUAUAAUAACGCAUACGGCUAUGACUCGUCUCAUUCUGGUAGUUAUGGCACAAGCUCUACAUACGACUCGACUUACGGGUCCUGGUACGGAACCGAUUAUGGAACUGGUUAUGGUUCCACUUAUGGUUCAAUGUAUGGAUCCGGCUAUGGCUCUUCAUAUUCUGGUAGUUAUGGCGCAGGUUCUACAUAUGAUUCGAGUUAUGGGUCCAGCUAUGGAACCGGAUACGAUUCAAAUUAUGGCACAGGUUCUACAUAUGGUUCGAGUUAUGUGCCCAGCUAUGGAACGGGAUACGAUUCAACUUAUGGCACAGGUUCUACAUAUGGUUCGAGUUAUGUGCCCAGCUAUGGAACGGGAUACGAUUCAACUUAUGGCACAGGUUCUACAUAUGGUUCGAGUUAUGUGCCCAGCUAUGGAACGGGAUACGAUUCAACUUAUGGCACAGGUUCUACAUAUGGUUCGAGUUAUGGGCCCAGCUAUGGAACGGGAUACGAUUCAACUUAUGGCACAGGUUCUACAUAUGGUUCGAGUUAUGGGCCCAGCUAUGGAACGGGAUACGAUUCAACUUAUGGCACAGGUUCUACUUAUGAUUCGAGUUAUGGAUACGGAUACGAUCCAACUAAUGGAUACAAUUAUGGCACAGGCUCUACAUAUGAUUCAAAUUAUGGAACUGGAUAUGAUUCCACUUUCGGACAUGACACUACAUUCGAUUCGAGUCAUGGUUCAAGCCCUGUAGCGGGGCACGGAUCCAGUUACGACUCUUCAGGAGCUUCAGGAUAUGGAUCAAUACCAGAUAUUGGUUCAAGCUACGAAGUCGCGCAGUCGCCCGGCGAAACAGGCGAGGCAAGCGCAAUCAGUGGAAUAAAUGUGGGUACAGAGUCUCAUGUUGGAGGAAGUGCAGAUGGAGAAUUUUCUCCUGAUGGAGGGACAACUGAACAAGGCAGUUCGUCGGCUUCCGGAGAUCUUGUACAACUAAUGCCCGAAGACAAAUUUAGCAACACAAAUUUCAAAUGCGGAGUUCCAAAAAUUAAACCAAAUCUCGGAAAAGGAAGAGUUGUAGGAGGCUCGGAAGCUGUCAAGCACAGCUGGCCGUGGAUAGCACAUGUAAUGAACAAGUUUCCUCGGGUUUACGGCUAUUUGAAGCACUGUGGAUCAACAAUCGUAUCCCCUCGACACGUGAUUUCAGCUUAUCAUUGCUUCACUGAAGAGAGAAAUUGGAAAGAUGAAAUGUUUGUAUUCGUAGGAAAACAUGAUGAAUCAAUUCCAGGAACGAAGUAUGCAAUAGCAAAUGUUCGAAUUCAUCCUAAAGGAGAAGUAGACCCUGAUCUUUAUUACGAUCUCGUCAUUGUUACUACUAAAGAAGAAGUGAAAUUCAGUGACAUAGUUCAGCCGGCAUGUCUUCCAAAACCACGUGUAGUUAAAUCCAGUGGAACCUGGUGCUGGGCGUACGGUUGGGGAUUUGUUGAGGGGACUGGAGCUGAAGAUCAAUUAAAACAAGUAAAACUUCAAAUUGGAAGUGAAGAAGAAUGCAGAACGGCUUGGGGGUAUCCUCCCCAAGUUAACUUGUUGGACAAAGAAGCUGUGGUUUGCGCAGGAAAUGAGAAAGGACAAGAUACUUGUCAAGGUGACAGUGGAGGUCCUUUAACCUGCGAUGAAGAUGGUAAAGCCUUUUUAUAUGGGGUAGUUAGUUAUGGACAAACCUGUGGUUCUGGCAUAUAUGGAGUUUAUGCUGCCGUGUCUUUUUCUAUGGAAUGGAUUUGUUGUUAUAUGCCGGAUAUUCCCAGUUGUGAGGGUGUUAAUUGCAAUCCUAAUGGAUGAAAUCGGCGAUUGUGUAAAAUAUAUGCAAUAUAUACAAUUAAUAUGAGA